UAAUAAUCGCGCGACAACGAUACACACGUUCUGCCCCACCUUUCUACCCCAGCUUUCUUCACCCUUACCGGUAACAACGCAGGGUCACUGCGAUACAAUGUCUGGCGCGCCAUCCUCAACAACGCCUCGGACCAACGACAUGCCUUCCUCGGACUCUGCGCGCUCGUAUCUCGAGAAAGUAGCGUCAUCCCUCGCGAACAAUAAUCAUGCAUCCAACGGUGUUCAUAAGGGGGUGACAUUCAAUACUUCCGGCGGUGGUAUUCCGGACGGGGCGGCGUUCCGCCACCAGUCCCCCGAAUCCGACGCGGUCACCUCGUCCGACGACGAAGAACAGAAAAACCUCGGUUUUUUCCCCAAAGGCGCAAUCUCCCAAUUGUCAUCGAGGCGACCGUCGUAUGCUGCCGAAUUCCACACGAGGCAACGCACGUACUCCAUCACUUCGGGAGGGCCACUGUCCCCGACUACCUCACAUCCCUCGACUCCUCAGGGCGACACUGCUGCAUGGGCCGCCAGCGUGUCCGGUCCCGGUGCUGGUCCCGGUGCCGCGCCGAAUACCUUGGCUCCGUUCUGGGGUGGUUCCAUCUGGAAUCCGGACCCCUCAAGGAAGAGUCCCCCAAAGGGGCUCAAUAUGCCGUCGCAGCCCCCCAAUGGAGUCGCACCCAAUGGCCACCCUCUUUUCGUCGGCAGCGAGGCUCUCCCGAGUCCAACCAGCAUGUCGGGGAACAAUAACAACAACUCCGAGUUCCCCAUCCCGAUUCCGCUCCAACCGCAAUUUAGAAACUACCGGUCCAUGUCGUUCUCUGUCGGCCAAAUGGAUCUCGAAGACCAGACGCGACCGAGACUGUCGCCCCCCGGUAUGCUCGGCAGCACUGCUGGUGGAGGUGGAGGUGGAGGAGGUGGUGGUGCUCGGCAACAUACGCAACCCGGCCUUCAACACAGGCCGUCGAGACCCAGCUUACUUUCGGGCGAGCAGUUUGCCGACUCUCCCAGUCCUCUCCGGAGCGUGUUCGAGACGGAAGACGAAGAGAGCAUAGGACCACUUGCUCAGAGCAGCUACUUUCAAGGCCAUCAAUCGGGCUAUUCCAGGACCAAGUAUGACCCCACACAAUUCAGGGGUCGCUCUGCCUCCGCGGCCACCAUACCGGCCAUGCACCACCUUGGCGCCUCCGGCCAUGCGCAUAGAGACACCGAACGGGUAGACGAAUACGAAUCGGCAUUGGCUGAGGAGGAUGACAUGGAUCUUAGUCAAUUCAACGAGCAUCGGCGCUUCAGCGAGGCACCUAGAGCCAUGAGUUCAAUGUACCAGGGUGCCGAAAACCAACGUGUGGAGAACCUGCGUCAGACCUGGCAGUCAGGAGGCCUGUUCGGAGUAGGGGAUUCUGGAGCUCAAAGCAGGCGACAUUCAUUUGCUGGACUCGGUGCGGAGUUUGGAGGCAGCGAUCUUCUCGGAAAAAGAAAUGUUGCCUCCGGUGAAAGUGCCCUCACGGGCAGAGAACCGCUGUACGGCGGCGAGGCCAACCGCAUGCAGACCCGGCAAUCCUUUUCUUCGGCAAAGACUGCGAUCUUGGGCCCAUCUGCUGCGGCCUCGCAACCGCAGCAUCAUCUUCAGCACAUGUCAGGAUAUGCGUCGAACUCCCGCUCUUCGCCUUCGCCCACUGCGCCUCAUCGGGGCAUGAUGGGAGGGAUGCCCAUGCUUCCCCAACCACGCAGCCAACAACUCCUCUAUUUCGUCACCUUCAAGGCGUAUCGGGGCGAUGUUUUCUACGUGCAGGAGGGCACUGGUCUGCGUGUUCGUGUUGGCGAUCUGGUUAUCGUCGAGGCAGAUAGAGGCACCGACCUAGGCACCGUCAUUGCCGAGAACAUCAGCUGGCAGCGAGCGAAGGAGCUGAAAGAGCACUACGCGAAGGAACAGUACAGUGUCCUGAUGAUGUAUGCAUCGCGGCGACCAACCCCGGGUGCCACCCCAGCAGGUGCCAACGUCAACGGAGCCAUUAAUCAGCCCUUCUCGAAUGGAAAUUCGGGCAAUUCCAUGCAAGGCCACGGGCACGGGCACGGGCAAGCCCAAGAGCCUCAGACGGCGGAACUAAAGCCCAAGAUGAUCAAGAGACUUGCUCAGCCUCAUGAGAUUCAGACGCUUCGGGACAAGGAGGCGAAUGAGGCCAAGGCGAAGCGCGUGUGCCAGCAGAAGGUUGCCGAACACAGACUGCCCAUGGAGAUACUCGAUGCCGAGUUCCAAAUGGACUGGAAGAAGUUGACGUUUUACUACUUUGCGGAUUCCUACAUCAAUUUUAAUUCUCUCGUCACGGAUCUUUUCAAGGUGUAUAAGACUCGCAUAUGGAUGUCGGCCAUGAAUCCGGCCUCAUUCGCUCAUCCGGCCGGAUUGCACCAACCAGGAUCCGGAGUUCCGCCCAGUGGUCCGCUGGGAUCAAUCGUGGAAACCUCCAACGAUGUGCUCCACACACAGUACGGAAGUCAGGCGCAGGCCUAUCCGGCGUAUCAGACAAGCUCAGCGGGCGGCUUGAUGGGAAAUGCUCAACGCGGUGGCCCGCAGCAGCCCACUCUGUCACAGCAGCAACAGCAGCAACACGGGUUCCCAUCCCGCAAUUCCCCGGGCGCCUCCGAUUUUAAUCCUCAGAAUGGAUACAAUCCGGCGUACUUUAGUGGCCACUCCCAACAAAGCCCCUAUGAUGGGCAUGGGCAUGUGCACCACGGACAUGGGCACGGGCACAACGGUGCUGGCGAGGUCUGGAUGGGGCUCCAGGGACUUUCCCUCAAUUCUCAUUAAUACCUCGCUUUUUUCAGUCAGCUUUUUUCUCUCGCCCGGGUGUGAUCUGGGUAUAAUCGGUUUUUUUCCUGCCUUUGGCUUCAACUACGUCUUCUCCGCGGUGUUUAUGAUUAUUACGGGUCGAGACAGUACAUUCGUUAUAUGCCCCUUUGCAUUUCAUCAGUUCCUAUGGCAUUUGGUGUCAAUUCUUUCUGCAUACUUAUGUUCAAGAUUGGAAACCCGAGAAUUGGAGUUUGUCCUCGUUUUUUUUUCUCCUGCGUUAUGUUUUUUUUCUCCUACAGGUUACUGUACUUAUUGCGGUGGGAAUUUCCUCGUAUACACCCAAGUUGUCUCACUCUUCCUCUACUCAACUGUCAUCCUUUUUCUUUUUCGCGUUUU
Tricharina praecox is the source of this 3163-nucleotide messenger RNA. RefSeq lists its product as uncharacterized. Gene Ontology annotation, cellular component: cytoplasm. The transcript is spliced from 3 exons. Lineage: Eukaryota; Fungi; Ascomycota; Pezizomycetes; Pezizales; Pyronemataceae. The record is from RefSeq and is a predicted model, not a curated record. The coding region runs from base 98 to 2785 and encodes 895 amino acids.